AUGCUCGUCCCGUGGCUCGCUCGAUACUUAAUACCGUGGCUUUUGAUAUCAUACGUCACGUGUACGCCUGUAUCGGAAAGGAAGAGCUCCCAUACCGUCCGUCAGUCUGCAGUGGGCGUAGUGACCGGAGUGAAGUCACGAGAUGAAAACGGCAACGUCUAUGUGCGCCGAGAGGUGAGGGACUUGAAGAACAACGCGCCAGACCAAUGGAGUCUUUACAUCUUGGCGCUUCGACAACUUCAUACAACUCCGCAGAGUAACCCCAACUCAUUCUACGGCAUCGCAUCGAUACAUGGAAGGCCUUACGACAUUUGGGGUGAUGCACCAGGAAGAAAAGAGAAGAUUGGAAAGGCUGGCUACUGCCCACAUGGCAAUGAGUUGUUCCUGGGUUGGCAUCGCCCGUACCUUGCGCUAUUCGAGCAAGCACUUUCGAGCCAUGUCUAUGAUAUCGCUAAGAAAGCACCCGCCGAUCAGAUCGAACGGUACCUCAAGGCAGCAAAUGAGUUCCGCAUACCUUAUUGGGACUGGGCACAAGGUAACACUAUUGGCCCGGUGCCCGACUUCUUUACAGCCCCCGAAAUAGCGGUGACGGAUACGGACGGCAGUCUAACAGUGGUGUCAAAUCCGUUGUAUUCCUACAAGUUCAACCCCAUACCUGCUGGCUUUGAUCACAAGUGGGCCUCUAUGAGUUCGACGAUACGAUGGCCGAGUGACGCGACCGCCAAUGCGACAUCGCGACAAUCGAUGUUUGUCGGUGCCUUCAAUGGCCAGUCCACCAAUCUGAUAUCUCAGAUCGUCAGCAACGUCGACCGCCUACUCGCACUAUACCAGGGAGCGCACCCCGAUCUCUGGAUGGAGAAGUCAAGCAUAGGACCGCACGGCAAUGUUUAUCUUGACGACUACCAAGACGUUGACGCAAACACUGAACUCCUCCCAUUCAGAAAGGACCCCGGCAAAUUCAUGACCUUCAACGACUGUCGCAAUACCACUGUCCUAGGUUAUGCCUAUCCGGAAACGAAGCGCUGGAAGUUCGCAUCAGACCAAGCCUACCAGGCAGAUGUCGCAGCGCAGAUUGCGAGGAUGUAUGGUGGCCGCGCGCGCGCACAGAGCAAAGUUACAGUUAUGAGUACCAAACCAACGCCAUUCGGAGAAACACUCGAGGACAGCAAUGGCACAUACACCGACUGGAUCAUCGAGACACAAGCCGUUGCUUCCAAACUUCCACCUUCGUUCAUCGUCAAGUACUCGCUCGGCGGCAUGUUCAACUCCGACCCAGUUGUCGACGUGGGAAGCUGGAUGAUGUUGAUGCCGGAGCGACUCGACGACGUGCACACCGAGAAAGAUCCCUCAAAACCGGAGAAGUUGAUGAACGGUACAACAAGUAUCACACCUUAUCUCGUCGAGCAGAUCGAAAACAAGAGCUUGAAGAGCCUGGAGCCCAGCGACGUGGUGCCUUUCUUGACCGAGAAGUUGACCUGGAAUGUCUAUGAUCAAAAUGGCGAACGUGUCAAGUUUCCAGACCAAAAGACUCUUUCAGUCAAGGUGUUCAGCACCAGCGCGCGCGUGCCAGACAAUGACCAAGAGCCGAUCGAAUACGACGAGGGAAGCACGACCUAUCCCGAGAUCACGGCAGGCAAGUCUGGUGGUAACAAGAUGGGUCCCCCGGGGAUGAUGCCUCCACGAUUCUAG
Messenger RNA from Alternaria incomplexa, 1689 nucleotides. RefSeq lists its product as uncharacterized. NCBI's taxonomy places the organism in Eukaryota, Fungi, Ascomycota, Dothideomycetes, Pleosporales, Pleosporaceae. The transcript is spliced from 7 exons. The coding region runs from base 1 to 1689 and encodes 562 amino acids. The record is from RefSeq and is a predicted model, not a curated record. Gene Ontology annotation, molecular function: oxidoreductase activity.